Messenger RNA from Maudiozyma saulgeensis, 705 nucleotides. The record is from the annotation of a GenBank genome assembly. NCBI's taxonomy places the organism in Eukaryota, Fungi, Ascomycota, Saccharomycetes, Saccharomycetales, Saccharomycetaceae.
AUGAGUGAUCAACUAAGUGAAGAAGAAGAAGCCAAAGUACUAUUUUUCAACUACCAUGAGUUUAGUGAGACAUAUUAUGCUGAUAUAGAUAAUCCGGCUAUUCCCAGAGAACAUGAUGAAUCUGAAGCAUUAAUAAUUACACAUUUCCCUAAUGUAUAUACCCCACAAAACACCCAAUUAUAUAAAGAGACUCGUAUUGUUAGAAUUCCACGUCGAUUUGAAGAAUCCGUACAGUAUCCCAAUUUCAGUGAAUUAUUACCCGGGUUGGAACCAGCAGCAAUCAUCAAUGACAAUAGUAGUAAAAAUGACGACAUUCCAUUACCAAACAAAUUUAUAGCUCGUGGAGUGUAUGAUAAUGAUCAAAUAUUUGGUACGACUUCUACAAGCCCAUUGAGCCUCUAUUUCACACCUGAACAAUUCCGAGAUAUUGUUCAUGGAAUCAAUAUUUUACUCAAAGAGGAAUACCAAGUCUUUUCGUGGUGGAAUAUUCUUGACAUAAUCUUAACAAUACUGACUUUAAAUUUAUGGAUAUGGUUAUCGGACAAGUUGCAUGUAAGGGUGCCCAUGCAUAUCAAGAAACUUGAUUUACAUAUUAAGCAACUAAACGAAUCUCAACUCUUGGCAAGUCAACGGGUUCGAAUUAUGCAUCCCAGUCGAGCAGCUUACUUGUCGCUGGACUUCGAGAUUCCCAAGCCAGUUGCCUAA